This is a messenger RNA of Diaporthe batatas, 677 nucleotides long. RefSeq lists its product as uncharacterized. The transcript has 3 exons. Bases 65 to 472 code for a protein of 135 amino acids. The record is from RefSeq and is a predicted model, not a curated record. Gene Ontology annotation, molecular function: catalytic activity. Lineage: Eukaryota; Fungi; Ascomycota; Sordariomycetes; Diaporthales; Diaporthaceae.
CACGAAUGAACCUUCGCUGUGAAAUCACCAAACUUCUACGUUGCUGCCUGACCGCCUGCUUCGAAUGCAUAUUUGUGCUGCUCUCGUGAAAGCCGCUGCGGAAUUUUUAAUGGCUAUGGCUACCAAGGAUGCUUCAAGCUACUACUACUCCGUCUCCACCCUGAACGUGAAACCGGAAAACCAGGCAAAGGUGGUCGAGUUCUUUACACGUGUGGGGGAAGCAACAGAACGGCUGGAGCCCGCUGCCAAGAUCUAUCGAUGGUAUAAGGUUCAAGACAAGGACCAGUUUGUCUUCAUUGAAAAAUUCGCCAGUGAGGCAGAUUAUCGCGCACAUCAGAAGUCAGAGCACGUUCAAGGCCUGUAUCGAGAGUACAUCGACUACAUUACAGAACCUUUCGCGUUUUAUCCGAUAGACACUUCCGAGGAAAGAUUGAUUGGGGGUUUGAGAGGGAAUGAAAUGUUACUAAGAUGAGAGCUCAGCAAUCCCUUCAAUGUUUCGGGCAAUAUUCCUAGUAGUGCGGUGAUGAUACCUUGAUCGGGGCCCCGGGCCCUGAGAUCCUUGAAGCAGAACGCAUUUGUACUAUGAUUGUCACAUAGUCUCAAUAGGUAGCUACCAGACUGGGAAAAAUGAUGCCUUGGUGCUUUUCAUAGGGAGAUAAGGAGGGGGUUUUGAAUCG